Molecule: messenger RNA, 996 nt
Organism: Pestalotiopsis fici W106-1
Lineage: Eukaryota; Fungi; Ascomycota; Sordariomycetes; Amphisphaeriales; Sporocadaceae
Exons: 2
Coding region: 1-996 (331 amino acids)
Source: RefSeq, a predicted model, not a curated record
AUGAGAUUCCACUCUGUCCUGGGCCUUGCCCUCCUCGCCGUCCCGGCCCUCUCUGCUCCCGUCGCUCAUGAAGACGAAUCCCACCAGCACUAUGGCGUGGCCGCACUGAGCCAGUAUAACGCUACUGUCAACGGUACCUUUAAGCUUGCCCGAAGCCAUGUUGGCUCCAACGAGAAUACCAACAGCACUGGCAAGCGCGGAGAUGACGACGACGACGACGACGACGACGAUGACGAUGGCGAUGAUGAGAGUGACGAUGAGAGCGACGAUGAUGAUGACGAUGACGAUGAUGACGAGGACGAUGACGACUUCAAGUGGCCAUUUGGUCGUCCUCCUUGGGCCCAGCCUCACGGCAGCCAUGGAGGCAAGGAAGGCGAGAAUGCUGGCAAGAAUGGCCAGGAGAAGGGCAAUCAUGGAGGCAAAGAAGGCGAGGAUGCUGGCAAGAACGGCCAGGAGAAGGGCAGCCAAGGCUCUGGUCAGAGCGGCCAGGGCGGACAGGACAAGUCCGGCUCGAGCUCCUCUGGUCAGAACGGUCAAGAGAAGGGUUCUCAAGGCUCCGCCGGACAAAGCGGCAAGAAUGGCCAGGAGAAGGGUAGCCAGGCUUCCUCGGGCCAGAAUGGCCAAAAGGAGACCGGCCAGGAAUCAUCCUCAUCUGGUCAGAGUAGCUCCGAUAAGACUGGCCAGGAGUCAUCCUCCUCUGGUCAGAGCGGCUCUGAGAAGACUGGCCAGGGAUCAUCACCCUCUGGUCAGAGCUCCUCCGGCCAGAAUGGCAAAGGAAAGGGAAGUAGCCAGAGCUCCAGUCAGGCUGGCAAGGGCCAGGCUGGCCAGAGCGGCCAGAACGCUGGCGGCUACGACCAGGAGACUGCCAGCCAAGACUGCGAAGAGAGCGACGGCCAAGCCCAAGGCAGCGAGUACAACAAUGGUGGUGCCUACGAGAAUGGCAAGCAGGGCGGCCAGGCUGGAAAAGAGACCCAGGCAGGCAAGCAGUCUCUGUGA